AUGACUCUUACAAUCUCCCCAGCAACACCGGAUGAUAUCCCAGGAAUAGUAGACGUCUGGUACAAAGUCUUCCGAGCCCCCAUACUGCUCGAAGCCUUCCCUGAUACCCCAGCCGUGAAAGCCUGGUUAGCCGAGUCGUUCAAGAGGUGCAUGGUUGAAGAAUCACGUCGCACAAGAUUCAUGGUCGUGACCGACGACGAUUCCGGAAGAAAGGUCGUCUCGUUUACCAGGUGGGUUAACAAGCAAGGCGGGAAAGAUGGCAUCUCGCACUGGAGUUCUCGAUGGGGAAAGGAGUUAGGGGAGGGUAUGGAUUAUGAUUUUGUCGACCAAAAGUUUUUUGGGCCGAUGGCGAAACAGCAGGAGGCUAUUAUGGGCGAGAAGCAACAUUUGGUGCUCGAAGUCUUGGGUACCGAUCCCUCGUAUCACAGACAGGGUGCCGCGUCAAAGAUGUUGCAAUGGGGACGUGAAGAAGCGGACAGAGAUCGCCUUGAAAUGUACGUUUCUGCGUCGAGUCAGGGACAGCCGUUGUAUGAGAGGUUUGGGUUCGCGGUAUGCAAGGAGCAACUUAGUAAAGAGACGUCUGCGGCGCCAAUGAUGAGACGUAUUGGGGGCGUGAAGAUAGGGGAGUAG
This is a messenger RNA of Venustampulla echinocandica, 630 nucleotides long. RefSeq lists its product as uncharacterized. The record is from RefSeq and is a predicted model, not a curated record. The coding region runs from base 1 to 630 and encodes 209 amino acids. Gene Ontology annotation, molecular function: acyltransferase activity, transferring groups other than amino-acyl groups. The transcript has 2 exons. NCBI's taxonomy places the organism in Eukaryota, Fungi, Ascomycota, Leotiomycetes, Helotiales, Pleuroascaceae.